Trematomus bernacchii (emerald rockcod) is the source of this 3387-nucleotide messenger RNA. RefSeq names its product glutamate receptor, ionotropic, AMPA 1b (gene gria1b). The coding region runs from base 148 to 3030 and encodes 960 amino acids. Gene Ontology annotation, cellular component: postsynaptic membrane; dendritic spine; AMPA glutamate receptor complex. The transcript is spliced from 18 exons. Lineage: Eukaryota; Metazoa; Chordata; Actinopteri; Perciformes; Nototheniidae. Gene Ontology annotation, biological process: modulation of chemical synaptic transmission; synaptic transmission, glutamatergic. The record is from RefSeq and is a predicted model, not a curated record. Gene Ontology annotation, molecular function: transmitter-gated monoatomic ion channel activity involved in regulation of postsynaptic membrane potential; AMPA glutamate receptor activity.
UCAGAGUCUCUGGAUGUGUUAUCGGAGCUCCGCAGAGAGAGCGUAGUACCGGUGGAUGUGUGAGAGUUUCCCCGGGCUGCGGUGACUCUCAGGCGGCCCCGCGGUGAAUGGGACUCCGCCGGUCGGUCCGCAUCUGCUGGAGGAAACAUGCGGAGCUGCCCGGUCCUCCCGGUUUUCCCGGUUCUCCCGGUGCUGCUGCUGCUGCUGAGGCUCUGCAGCGGCACAAGUUUCCCAAGUAACAUCCACAUAGGAGGUCUCUUCCCCUCGGCCUCCCAUGAGUACGAGGUGUUUCGCUUCGCCCUCGCUCAGCAGCAGGACAUCCCUAAGCUGGUCCCUCAGGUGGACAUGGUGGACACCGGCAGCAGCUUCGCCAUGACCUACGCCUUCUGCUCCCAGUUCUCUAAAGGAGUGUACGCCAUCAUGGGUCUGUACGACCGGCGGACGGUGAACAUGCUGAUGUCGUUCUGCGGCUCUCUGCACGUGUGCUUCGUCACGCCCUCCUUCCCCGUCACCACCAACAACCAGUUCGUCCUCCAGCUGAGGCCCCCGCUGCAGGAGCCCAUCAUGGCCCUGCUGGAGGCCUUCGGCUGGAGCCGCUUCGUCUACAUGUACAGCCCCGACUCAGGUCUGUCGGUGCUGCAGAGGAUCUUGGACACGGCGGCGGAGAAGGUCUGGCAGGUCACCUCCAUAAACCUGGACUCUCUGACUGAAGCCGGGUUCAUCAAGCUGCUCACAGACCUCGACAUCAAGAAGGAGUUUCAGAUCAUCAUCGACUGCGAGCUGGAGAGACUCAACUCCAUCCUCAACCUGAUUGCUGCUCAGAAGAGAAACUUGAAGAUGUACCACUACGUCUUCAACAAUCUGGGCUUCUUGGACCUGAACAUGACAGAGUUCCAGAAGCUCGGUGGCAACGUGACGGGCUUCCAGCUGGUGAACCGGUCCGAUCCGACCUUUGAGAAGAUCGACAGAGACUGGCUGGAGUUCGACAACAAAGACCUGAAACUGCCCCGCAGGAAACUCAGGUACACCGGGGCUCUGACCUAUGACGGCGUCACCGUCAUGGCCACCGCCUUCCAGAACCUGCGGAGGCAGCGCAUCGACAUCUCGCGCCGCGGGAACGCCGGAGAGUGUCUCGCCAACCCCCCCGCCCCCUGGGGACAGGGCAUCGACAUCCAGAGGGCCCUGCAGCAGGUGCGUCUGGAGGGUCUGACGGGCCGUGUGCAGUUCGAUGAGCGGGGGCAGCGCACCAACUUCUCUCUGAGGGUGAUGGAGCUCGGCCUGGACACGCCCCGACAGAUCGGCUACUGGAGCGAGCGCAGAGGCUACGUGAACACGGCCAUCUACAAACCGGUUCAGGAGGAGUUCCACGGCCUGCAGAACCGCACCUACGUGGUCACCACCAUCCUGGAAGCCCCCUACAUGAUGCUGAAGAAGAACCACGAGCAGUACGAAGGGAACGAGCGCUACGAGGGUUACUGCGCAGAACUGGCCGCUGAGAUCGCCAAACAUGUGGGCUUCGUUUACCGCCUGGAGCUGGUGGGGGACGGAAAGUACGGAUCCAGAGACGGAGAUACCAAGAUGUGGAACGGCAUGGUGGGAGAGCUGGUGUACGGGAAGGCAGAUGUGGCGGUGGCCCCCCUCACCAUCACCCUGGUGAGGGAGCAGGUGAUCGACUUCACGAAGCCCUUCAUGUCUCUGGGUAUCUCCAUCAUGAUCAAGAAACCCACCAAGUCCAAACCGGGGGUGUUCUCCUUCCUCGACCCGCUGGCCUACGAGAUCUGGAUGUGCAUCGUGUUCGCCUACAUCGGAGUCAGCGUGGUGCUCUUCCUGGUGAGUCGAUUCAGUCCGUAUGAGUGGAAAGGUGAAGACUCUGACGAUGAAGAUGAAACUCUACCCUCCUCUUCAUCACGACGAGCGCUGCCCACCUCCUCCUCUGAGCUCACUCACUCUCCAGGGUUCUCCCAGUCUCAGAACCAGAGCCAUCAGAAGGAGAAGGAGAAGGAUUCUCCUGAAUACACCAACGACUUUGGGAUCUUUAACUCUCUGUGGUUCUCUCUGGGCGCCUUCAUGCAGCAGGGCUGCGACAUCUCCCCCAGGUCUCUGUCCGGUCGCAUCGUGGGGGGGGUGUGGUGGUUCUUCACCCUCAUCAUCAUCUCCUCUUACACCGCUAACCUGGCUGCCUUCCUCACGGUGGAGAGGAUGGUUUCGCCCAUCGAGGGCUCCGAGGACCUGGCCAAGCAGACAGAGAUCGCCUACGGGACGCUGGACGGCGGCUCCACCAAAGAGUUCUUCAGGCGGUCAAAGAUCGCCGUCUUCGAGAAGAUGUGGUCGUACAUGCGCAGCACGGACCCCACAGUGUUCGUGAAGAACACCAACGAGGGCGUGAGCCGCGUCCGCAAGUCGAAGGGGAAAUACGCCUACCUGCUGGAGUCGUCCAUGAACGAGUACAUCGAGCAGAGGAAGCCCUGUGACACCAUGAAGGUCGGAGGAAACCUGGACUCCAAAGGCUACGGGGUGGCCACGCCCAAAGGAUCCGCCCUCAGAAUCCCAGUAAACCUAGCAGUACUGAAGCUCAAUGAACAAGCCAUCUUAGACAAGUUGAAAAACAAAUGGUGGUAUGACAAAGGGGAGUGUGGACACAAGGACUCCGGCAGAAAGGACAAGACGAGCGCGCUCAGUCUGAGCAACGUGGCCGGCGUGUUCUACAUCCUGAUUGGAGGACUGGGCCUCGCCAUGCUGGUGGCGCUGGUCGAGUUCUGCUACAAGUCCCGCAUCGAGUCCCGCCGGAUGAAGGAACUCAUCGAUGCCGCCUUGAGCUCCAACCUCGGGGGAGGAGGAGGAGGGGGAGGGGGAGGGGGAGGGGCUUAUGGGGGAGGAAGAGGGGGAGGAGCUUAUGGGGGAGGGAGAGGGGGCGGAGCCUCCGGAGAGAACGGACGCGUUGUGACGCAUGAUUUCCCAAAGUCCGGCGCUCAGGGUGUGCCCUGCAUGGGGAAAGCUGCCGGCAUGGGACUGGCCUCCACCGGCAUGUGACCCUAACGGAGGCUCCUGAUUGGACGAGACGCUCCUGCCUGUCUGCCUGUGGGUGAGGAAAAACAGGGUAGUAAAGGUUAGAUUAGGGUUCGCUAAAAACCUGGUGUUUCCCCCAAAGCUUUACGUCCCGCAACACACUGAGUCAUUUAGUUUAAAGAAAGUUAAAUGUAUCUUUUAUUUACACUUUACAACCUCUUCCACUUUGACUUUGACACUCGUUUACUCGAGUAAAAGUCAGAGCAUUAUCUGAGUCAAAGAAAAAAGCAAAUAUUUUAAUUUUUAGUCGAAAUAAACUUAUUUUUUUAAUGAGAUUAUAUUGAAUAUUUCCGUCAAUCCUGUUAAAUCUUUUUUUUUUAU